This is a messenger RNA of Dermacentor andersoni, 3661 nucleotides long. Its product is annotated as very long chain fatty acid elongase AAEL008004-like. Gene Ontology annotation, molecular function: fatty acid elongase activity. Gene Ontology annotation, biological process: fatty acid elongation, polyunsaturated fatty acid; fatty acid elongation, saturated fatty acid; fatty acid elongation, monounsaturated fatty acid. NCBI's taxonomy places the organism in Eukaryota, Metazoa, Arthropoda, Arachnida, Ixodida, Ixodidae. Gene Ontology annotation, cellular component: endoplasmic reticulum membrane. The record is from RefSeq and is a predicted model, not a curated record.
GGGAGGCGGAGUGCGCCGUCGCGACAGACUCGAUAUUCACCGCCAGCGUUGCCGCCACGAGCAGCCAACUCCGAGAGAUUCGCUGAGGCGGCGGCUACUGUGUUCCGCUGCCGGCAGCGCACAGUGCCGGGCACACCAGCGCCCGCCAACGAAAAUGGAAGCCGCCGUCGACCUGCUGACCGGUGCACCGAGCAGAGCCGUGGCGGCCCCCGCCACGGCGAAUGCCGGCGCGCUAUCCAACGCCACCUUGGCCCGGGACCCGCGCACCGCAAGAUGGCCGCUCGCCGGCAACCCGCCGCUCAUCGGCGCCCUCCUGCUGAGCUACGUGUACCUCGUCAAGGUGGGCGGGCCGCGCUUCAUGCGCGACCGCAAGCCGUACAACCUGCGCCGCGUCAUCCUCCUUUACAACGCGACCAUGGUUCUCCUCAACGCCUACUUCGUGGUCAACUUCUUGUCGCGCUCUUACCUGGGCGGCGGCUACAACGUGCUCUGCCAGGGCAUUCGCUUCGACGCCGACCCUCGCACCCUCGAGUUGGUGUCGCUGUGCUGGUGGUACCUGCUGGUGCGCAUCGCCGACUUCCUAGACACCGUGUUCUUCGUGCUGCGCAAGAAGGACUCGCAUGUCUCCUUCCUGCACGUUGUUCACCACGUCCUGGUGGUUUUCAACGGCUGGUUCGGCCUCUCAUACGGGCCGGACGGUCAGGUGAUGUUCUGCAUCUGCCUGAACAGCUUCGUGCACGUCAUCAUGUAUACCUACUACUUCCUGUCACUGUUGGGUCCACGCGUCCAGAAGCACCUCUGGUGGAAGCGCUACCUGACGCAGCUGCAGCUGGCGCAGUUCAUUGUCAUCUUUGUGCACAGCACCAUACCGCUAUUCAAGGACUGCGGAUACCCGCGGCCGCACACGUUCAUCGUGCUCUCCGAGUCUGUGUUGUUUUUCGGCAUGUUUGUGCGCUUCUACCGCGGCGCCUACAACAACAAGCAGCCGGCAAAGGCAGCCUGAGAGCGUUUGCUGCGUCGUACUCCAUAUCGAAGUGGGGCGGAGAGUCUUUCUUGUCAUGGCUAGCAUGCUACGGCAGAUGGCUGACGCCUACAGCUGCUAUGUGCUGGCGUGUACGAAGCCGGGCAGAAAGCACAGCGGGAGUUCGUACGGUUCAUUGACUAACGGUCCACAUCUAGAACACGUCGACGGGCUAGUUGGUUUGAAUCCCUGAUAGAGUGUGUAAGUGCGACUGAACGAGGACGUAGAAAGAAACAGAUUACAGCGCUGUCUCUGUGUAUCCAUUUCUUUCUGCGUCCUCGUUCAGUUGCGCUUACACACUCUAUCAUGGGUCCACAUCUAGACGCCGAUCGAACAGAAUAAUAGAAGCCAUCAUUGACCUAUUUUUCAGCGAGCUUCCGUUUUCGAGUUGUUUGGUGAAGAUGCACAUAAAUGCAGCGGCCAGUUUGGGAAGCAUCUUCAGCCAGCUUGUAUGUCUUCUGCUACAAAUUAUUUUUCUGUCAGCGUAUUAGGUUCUUUAGUAUAUAUAAUGUAUCACCGCAUCGAUCAAACUCGCCUAAAGGAGGAAGAGGAGGAUGCUAGCUACGGGCGCCAUCCUCCCUAAGCUCGCCUAUUGAGCCUUGUUAAUAGAUUUCUAGAUGCUAUGUACAUGAAGUUUUUCGCAGCGGCUCUGAGACUUGACGAGCCACUUGGGUAUUCUGGUGUUCCUGUUCCUUCUCGACGCGGUCAUGCUGGUUGUGCGGGUUAUAGUUUCGUUUCUCAGCGAGCAUCAGACGCGUAGUCGUUGUCUAAGGCGGGGUGAUUACUUACAUAAUGCUGAAAGGCCAACGCCACCUGCUAAUCAAGUUUUUCGAAAGUAACGUGCCCUUGCGAAUCCGGCUUCACUUUGGUGAACGGGAAGUAACUUCCUGGCUCCGCAUCCUCACAGAGACGGCUGCACAAGUUUGACUGAGUUAUUAGGCAAAAUUAUUCAGCGUCCAUGAGGCAAAGCGCUAGUCCGACUCAUGCAUUAACUUGAAGUACGGCAUGCUGCACGAUUCCUGGGGCCUUCAGAAAAGAUAUCUAACCCCACGGGCAAAGUCAGAUUUUCUAAACACAGAAAGAAGGCACAACUUGAUGUUUCAUGCUAACUACAUAAGCAGGUCGUGAGAAAUUUCGAACCUGCAUCCUUAUGCGCAUGGUGAAUGUUCCACAGGUUUUUUCAGAGACCAAAGAAGUUUCAGUAAAUUCAGUGGAUCCAUAUUUUUAAAUAUUCACUCGAUGUCGCAUACACUUCUUCUUUUGGACCAUACCUGCCUAGCAUAGCAGUAUAGCGAAGACAAUUAUGCCGCAACGUGUACAAUCUGUCAAGAAAAGAAUGAAUGAACGCCAAUGGCUACCAGGGCUAUACCAGGUGAAAGUGACCAACUUGAAGGAAACUCUGACGAACCCUAUUUAGCAAAGUGAUCUGCUUAGUGUGCCACGAACAAAGCCAGGAAGGUCAUUGAUGAAACAAGACUGCAGCACAGGGGACUUGUGCCUCACGAACAUUUAGGGUUCUCUCCAGACUGCAACACCGGUCUGGGCCGUCGGUAAACGUUUGAAUUUCACUGAUGCGUCGUUGUCAAUGUCAAAGACUUACCAUUCAGCGUUACAGCCACUUAUGUGGUAAGUGGGAGAUGAGGAUACGGCCGUAGGCAUUAAAUAUCGAAAUGGAGGAAACAGCUGGCCACGAAGUGCUUUUAGAAGGCAGCAAUCCUCCGGCGAGCUAGAAGAGUUUAAGCCAAAUUAUGGGCAUAAAAAAAAUAGGUCUCAAGAUUCUCCCGCAAAAAGGUCUGCUGUACGCCAUUCCAUUGUCGUGACACACCUGCUGCACAACUGCGACCUUGUUGGUGUGAAAUGCCACAUUCAUCUAGAGUAAAUAAUGUACUGUAAGAUGUCAGAGGAAAUCAAAACUGACAAGAGGGCCUUCCAGGAUGCGCGGCACUAUCAAGAUGAAAUGCAAAGAUUGAGCGUGGAACGUGAAGCUUCACCAAAUACUGAGAAGUCCUUGGCCGAGGCUGUAUCAGAAAACGCUGGGCGGUGACUACCGUCCGAUAUUACAGGAUGCCAAAAAGAAAACAGUGGCGACAGACGAAGUGACACCGGCCGACCUCUGUACACCCUUGUGGAAGCGUAGUGAACUUGUGUGGUGCCUCCUCAGAAAUACCGUUCCCGGAGUACAGCUGCCUCGACUGCUGUCGUCUGAAUUUGUGAAACACAUGCUACGUUUGCGUGCGUGCGUGCGUGCGUGCGUGCGUGCGUGGUACUACUUUAUGUCUUUCGAGCGUACCGGGAGUGCGACUUUGCAGAGAGUUCUCGCGUCUGACACUGACCAAGCCAGAAAAUGCCUUAGCGCAUCACGCUACGGGGCAUGAUUCCGUUCCCUUGGUGGGCUUAGGUCUUAAAGCCGAAAAACAGAAAAGAAGGCACUGCUUUGCUUCCUUCCGGGAGCCGAGCUUUAAUUAGCCGUGAUAAACGUCUUGCCAUGUUGUGAGGCACACUUGAACACGAUGUGUGUGCGUGUGGAUGCGUUUGGUUGUUGGAACGACACGCCAUAUAAUAUUAUGUAUAGCGAUUCAUCGUAUGUGUACCUGUUUUGUGACUUACGUGAUGUUGGUUAAAGUCAAAGAACACCCAUUC